CAAAAUGGGAUGGUAAUCAUGGCUUGCGAAGAUGUGAGAAUUACAGAAAGUUUGCGUGUAAAAAUUGGAGAAGCCAAGAAUCUUUGUGCCACUUCAAGUGGAUUGAAGAGCACAUACUGCACCUUAAACCUCGACAGGGAAGAAAUCUUCAAGUCCAGUGUCAUUGAGAGAUCCACCAACCCUUUCUAUGGUGCAGAAUUUUCUGGUGAAAUCCCUCGACAGUUCCGCUACCUCUCCUGCUAUAUACAUGAGAAACCAGACAAGGUGAUUGGGAAGGUGUCGAUCAGGAAGAAGGAUCUGCAUAAGUACCACAACAAAGACCACUGGUUCCCCAUACUGCCUGUGGGGGCUAGUAAUGAAGUGCAGGGCAAAGUUCACCUAGAGUGGAGGUUUGAAGAGUACCUGGCCAGUGAUGAAGACUACGGUGUCACACACAGACUUGCUGUCAGAGUUGUGGAGUGCAAUGACCUGCCAGUGACCAAUGGAGCAUGUAAUCCGUAUGCAGUCGUGACGUUAUCAUAUGGUAAAGUAAAGAAUCGAGAAGAAGUUAAGCGAACAAAUGUGAAGAAGAAGACCAUAUGCCCACAGUUUGACGAGACAUUCUUCUUUGAUCUUGAGAACAAAGGCCAGAAUCAUGAGCGGAACCUGUACACGAUAGAUGACAUCUUCAGUGGCGAGCUGAGGGUCUCUCUGUGGCACACAGACUCCCGGGUCACACGGGAGGUCCUGGGCGGGAUGUUUCCCGGCCUCCACCUGGGGGAGGUGAAACUCCCCCUCUCUGAACUCAGUCAGAGCUCAUCACACAACUCAUGGUAUUUCCUGCGGCCUCUUCAAAGCCUGCGACCCCCCACAGAGGACCUGGGCUCCCUGCGUCUCAAGAUCUCCUACUGUACGGAGCACGUGUUCUCAUCUUUUCACUAUGAGGACCUCCGCAACUUACUACUUGAGUCUUCAGAAAUCAAGCCAAUCAGCUCCAGUGCAGCCUAUAUCCUUGGGCAGAUCUCAGAUAGUCUUGAAGACGCAUCACAGCCGUUGCUUAAAGUAUUUCUUCAUCACGGAAAAGUAGUCCCAUUCAUUCAGUCACUGGCUGAGUAUGAAAUAGAGAGAACAUCAGACCACAACACGCUGUUUCGAGGUAACACCCUACUGACCAAGAUGGUGGACUGUCUGAUGAAGCUUGUUGGACUGCCAUAUCUGUCACAUAUCCUGAAGCCUACCAUUGACCAGAUUUGCACAGAACGUUUACCCUGUGAGAUUGACCCCAGCAGACUUCACGUGGGUGAAAACAUCAACGCUAGCCUGGAUAAUCUAAGGACAUAUGUGGAACAGGUGUUUGAGGCAAUCACUAACUCCGGGUUGCUGUGUCCCAGGGUGAUGACGGACAUAUUUUGUACCUUGAAAAAGGCUGCUUGUGAACAUUUCUCAGAGAAGACAGAGGUGCGUUACCAGGUGGUCAGUGGGUUUGUGUUUCUCAGGUUCUUUGCUCCAGCCAUACUUGGACCUCAGUUCUUUGAUCUCACAACAAAUGUACAGGAUAGUGGUACCAGCAGGACACUAACGCUGAUUUCCAAAACAAUCCAGGGCCUGGGAAACUUGGUCAGCUCUAAGUCGUGGUCAUUCAGCCUUAAAGAAGAUUACAUGGUGCCGCUAUUUGAAAAACUGUCGGACAGUGUCCACACCAGCGCAGUGAAAAUGUUUCUUGAUAUCAUAUCUUCAUCAUCAGAUAACUCCACUUCAGAUGACAGCAGCUUUGACAUGCCAAUAGUCCUUAAACAAGGCACUCUGAUCAAGAGGGCGCAAGGUCGCCGUCGGUUCGGCAUGAAGAACUUCAAGCAGCGCCACUUCUGCUUGACCACCAAGUCCCUGACCUAUGGCAAGGUGGCGGGAGCGAUACCUCUGUGCAAGAUCCCUGUGGGAGACAUCCGGGCGGUGGAGAGACUUGCUGAGCAGUCCUUCAAAAUGAAAUAUAUGUUCCAAAUUAUCCAGCCAUCCCGUGCCUUGUAUGUGCAAGCCAGCAACUGCAUUGAGGAAAAGGAAUGGCUGGAUGUGUUGACGAAAGUGUGCUGUGGUAACAGUCAGCGUCUGAACCUCUACCACCCUGCUGCCUUUCUCAAUGGACGUUGGCUCUGUUGUAACGAGGCAGUCCAGAGCAGCUCCGGAUGCACCCCCGUGUCCGGUCCCCAGCCCCCCACCGACGUGACGAUAGACAUCGACACAGACCGCCAGAUGGAGAAGAUUCACGCCAUCUUCUUUAGCAACAUGGAGAAGAUGGAGGCAAUGCAAGACGCCUGUGGUGCCCUGGAGGUCUACACGGGGGGCAAGUUCUGCGUUCCCAUGGAGAUUGAGGACAGCAAAUCAUGCUUCGAGAUGAUCAAUGAGAUACUGCGCUGCGUGAUAGGGCUGGAGCAGGCGCAUAUACAGUAUCGGAAACACGCACAGAAGGAACAUGUACAGGGAUCCUUUGAAAGCCCAAUUGGUGAUGACAGUGUUCUGUCUCAGAUGUCAGAGGGGGGCACAAAAUUGUAACCAUGACAACAGAAAAGCCUGGGAUACCAAAAUGAGCUGUGCGUUUCAUCACUUAUGUAUUCACCUUCAUUAUUAUGUACUUCAUUGAAACUGCCAUUGGUUUACCUCAGUGUAGCACAUUAUUAUUUACAUGUUUAGAUGCUUAUAUUGUUUAUUUUUAAUAAAUUUUUAUUGAAAAAUAAUUUUCAGGUUCCUUGUGUGUAGUAGUGAAAUCCAAUCAGUUGAAAUUUAAUAUUUUGCUUUCUGAUCAUUUCAUACAAAUCAUGAUUUAACUUUGAAUCAUAUUUUUUAAUUUUUAAAGUCAUUUUGUCAAGACAUCGAGACAUACAAUGUUUGUCAAAAUAUAUCAGAAACAUUACAAAUUUGAUAGGUGAAUGAAGUAUACAUACAUAUAAGUGGUACUCAGAAUAAUUAUUUUAUUCCUUUAAUUUUAAUUUAUAAUUUUAUCUACAGGCAAGUGCUUUUCGAUACAUUUUUGUCUGAAUGGGUGGUUAUAUAAGUACAAUUAUGUAACUUGCUAUGUGUUACAUUUUGAUUCAUGGAAUAUCAUUCGUUUUUAACUUUUAUUUUAAUUAAAUAUUUUGUUGCCAUUAAGAUAGUAAAUUACAGUUAUAUGUUUCUUAAUGUUAUAGUACAAUGUAUAAUGAUUGGGUUGCAUGUAUUUUGGUAACUUUUCUAAGCCUGUUUUUCCUAACAUGUUGCACCAUUUUUUAACUGUAAGCAUCAGGAAAAGUAUUCAUUAAAAGUUGUGUAUGCUGAGUGCAUACUGCUGCUAAAAAGGAUCGUGCAAUGAUAAUCAUUUAUCACAGAGUGUAAAAGACUCAUCAACAUAAAAAAAUGAAAUCCAUUAUUAUGAGCCACGCUCAAUGAAAAGGGGGUUUAACCCUUUGCAUGCUGGGAAAUUUGUCGUCUGCUAAAAUGUUGUCUGCUGAAUUUCUAAAAUUAGCAUUUUGUUCUAUUUUUUUCAAAGAAUACUAUCAGAAUAGCAAACAGUUUGGAUCCUGAUGAGACACCAUGUUCUGUGGCGUCUCAUCUGGAUCCAAACUGUUUGCAAAGGCCUUUAAAAUUUGGUACCCGCACUGAAAGGGUUAAUACAGUGUCGUCCCAGAUUAGCAUCUGUGGUCAGCACAGGUUAAUCAGGGAACACUUUCUGCCAAAACUGGAUUUUUGCUAAAAAAAUACUUUUUUUAAACAAAAAAUAUCCUAAAAGCGGAAAGUGUCGUCCCUGAUUAGCCUAACUGCACAGGCUAAUAUGAGAAGACACUUUACGCACAUGCAUGAAACCCCCUCUUCACAGAGCACGGUUCUAAUGUUGUCAUGAUUAUAGGGCAAUGUAGUUUAACAUAGGGCAAUUAUAGGAAUAGGUCAUGGUGGAAUGUUUGGGUGGGGAUAACUUGUUGCUUUGUUAAUAUAUUGUUAUCUUGGGAGGGAGGUAAAACCUAUUUUGACGCAUUAUGUAUUCCGUUAGAAACUUAAAUUUAUUUAAAAACCUUUCUUACUUGAUUCAAGAUUAAAAGGCUUCAUUUCCAACUAGAAGAUACUGAUGAGCAGCAAACAGCAUAAAACCUGAACAGACUGCAAUUUACUUGCUGGCUGUUCUGGUUUUGUGCAGUUUGCUCAUAGCCAUUUUCACUUUGCUUCUGAGUGGGAGAGGGUUAUCCCUUUGCAUGCUGGGAAAUUUGUCGUCUGCUAAAAUGUUGUCUGCUAAAUUUCUAAAAUUAGCAUUUUCUUCGAUUUUUUUUCAAAGAAUACUAUCAGAAUAGCAGACAGUUUGGAUCCUGAUGAGACGCCACGUUCUGUGGCGUCUCAUCUGGAUCCAAACUGUUUGCACAGGCCUUCAAAAUUCGGUUCCCGCACUGAAAAUGUUAAAGGAAUGGUUGGUAGAGAAGGAAGAUGUUUGUUUAACUUUCAACUGAGACAGAAUGUUCGUACGAAACAGACUACAUGUAUAUAACAAAAAGCAGACAAACCAAAUCAAAAGAAUGACAAUAAAUUACUAGAUGCAUUGUCUACCAUACUUGACAUGUUUAAAGCAGGAUAAAAAAUUAAGUGUAUGUUUUAGUCAUCGAAAAUAAGUGCUUGUCUUUGAAAUGAGGUGAUUUUUUGGAGAAAAAACAGGCUUCAGUUGUGUAAUUAAUGGUGGAUGGAAGAUUUUAAAAAGGGUGAGCAUUUCAAGGAAAGUUAAAAUAGAAUUUGAUGGUUAUAAGUUUGAAACAGACUUUAAGAAAGAGAUAUUUAUAGGCGAUCUUUUUUUUCUUUACUUACGCAUAUUGGUUAGUCAUAGUAGUGCUUUGUUGUUAUUUCUUCUGAUGUGCUUCUGCUUGCAUUAUUUCAUUAGUUGAGCCAUGAUGGCUUAUGGCUUAUCAGUCGUGAUGGAUAUUAUACACAUAGUUUCUUUGCCUCAUUUAGUUGUAAUUGUGUACAAACAUGUCACAAGUAGGUGAAUGUGCUUUUUUGUCAAAAAUGUUCAAUAUUUUGGUGCUUGUUCACAAAUAUUUGGAUUGCCAAAGUCAGAUUGUGUAAUAAGAAGAACUUUUUAUGUUGUAUUUUAAGCAUGAAGAGCUGAAGAUGAGCAAGUAUGAUCACUCUGUAUCUGGCAUCCUUUAUCAUGAACAUUGCAGUGAUUGUCUACAUCAUCAAAUAUUAGCUUGUUACUACUCUAGAGGCCAUAUUUUUGUCUAAUCUUGAUUAAAUUUUGUCACAAUGUUUAUCUUGAUAAUAUCUAAGCUGAGCUGAAUCCAGAUCAUAUGCGUCCAAAAACUAGGUCACUAGGUCAAAGCUUAGAAAAACUUUGUUAUUGGCAGAGGCCAAAUUUAUGACGUAAUCUUGAUUACACAUGGUCAGAAUGUUUAUCUAGGUAAAGUUCAUAUGGGUCCACGUACCAAAAACUAGAUCACCAUGUCGAAAAACCUUGUUACCACUCUAGAGGCCACAUUAAUGAUAAAAUCUUGAUAAAACAUGGUCUAUCUUAUAAUAAACCUUGCUAUCACCCUAAGGACCACAUUUAAAACAUGAUCUUGAUAAACUGUGGUCAGGAUGUUUAUCUUAACAUUAUCUAGGCUAAGUUUAAAUAUGUGUCACAUGCAUUGAAUGAUAAGGUCUCCAGGUCAAAACAUUUAUGACUUGAUAUUGAUGAAAAUUGGUCAGAAUGUUUAUCUUGGCCAAAUUAGGUCGUCUUUGAGCCCCGAGUCAUGUGCAGUGUGGUAAUAACACUACUGGUUAAGUCGUCAACAAUUGGUGGCCAUGAACUCAGGUGAACGCUUAUGAGCCAUUGUGUCAUUAUGGUUAAACGAGUUCAGACACUUGUUUAAUUUUCAAUACAGUUCACAAUUAUGUAUUAUUGUUGUUAUUACAAAAAUAAUAAGUGCUAAAAUGUAUCUUUUUAACUUCUUAAUCCGUACAACAUUUUCAUGGUUGAUCGCUAUGAAGUUCAAAGAAAUAUAGCUGUUGAAGAUUUAUUAAAACAUGAUUAACACGCCAUUUGCCCCAUCAAAAUAAAAGCAAAUGUUUACAAUAUCUUUAAGAAUGGUUGCCUUUAAAAAAUUUUUUUAAUCAAAACUUGCAACCUGAAUCAUUUCAUCAGUUGCAUUAUGUUUUAUUGUUAUGUGCAAUUUAAAUAUUGUUUAUACCCUUGUGUUCCCCAGUUAUACGUCUGUUUUUAGUGAGAUUGUAUUUUGACAUUAUCCCUGUACUCUUUCUAGUCAUUCCUGAGGUCAUGUUGUUAUGUCAGGUUCAUGUUUAAUGUUGGAUACUACGCUGUUAUAUGGUGCUGUUUUGUAUGUAUUUUAAAAGUGCAAAAAAAUAUCAGCAAUCAUUUGUACAAUUGUUACAUAUUACCUCAAGUGUUGUUAUUCCCCGGCUUUGAUUGAACUGUAGGCAUAUUAGGAUGUACUUUCUAUCAGAUAUUCUGUCCUUCCUUGCAAUGUUAUACCUCGACAAUAUUGAUCUGGUACUCUAUUAGAAAAAACAAACUUACACUGCAUGGAUUGUUUUCUAUAUUUGCAUUCUGUUUUGUUUUUGAAUAAGUUGAGUGAGGCCAUUAUAGUAAACUAGAACCGAGUGAAGGAUGCUUCAACGGAUUUAAAUUGCUUCUAAGAUUGAAACUUAUUCGUUCGUGUAAAUGUAGUUUUAUUUUUUCAUGCAUAAAGGUCAGUGCCAUAUUACUAUUGCCAAGCUUAAACUAUUAAUAGAUUUAAUAGUUUAAUCUGGAGACAUUUGAAUAAGGCUGUCUAACUUUACAGGGAUCAUCAGUGCUUAAAGCAUGUUUCUUUGUAUUUUAAGUUUAAUAGUACAUGUAAAUUCACAGAUAUGCUCAUGUUUAGUAAUCAUAUUCAAGUAGCAUUUUUCAUUAGAUUGUUCACGAUCUUGUAAACAGAGUUCAACUCUUCUUAGAAGAAUUAAUUUUAACUUUAUAAGUAAGCAUUUCAAUAGUGUGGACCCUUAAAAAGUUAAAUAUAAUUUAAGACUUUUCUUACUAUAUUCAAGUUUUAAAGGCUGUUUUUCCAACCCUAAGUUACUGAUGAGCAGCAAACAGCAUAAAAGUUACUUGAAGGCUGUUCUGGUUUUAUGCUGCUUGCGCAUAGCCAUUUUCACUUUGCUCUGAGUGGGAAGGGUUAAUAUAAUGGCACCUUAUGUUUGACAUUAAUUAUUGAUAUUCAUGAUUGUACUUAUCUUUUUUUCAGCUAUAGAAUGGACAUUUUUAUGUAUCUUAUUUUAUCACUUUAAAAUGUUUCUUGUAAUUAUGCAUACUUAUGUUCUUUGCUUUCAACAGUUAGCUUCUAGAUGCCUUCUAAAGAUAAGUACCCGGUAGCAUAAGUAGAAUGUCGCCCAAUAGGAAAUUGUACAUAUGUUUUAUACUAAGAUUUUUUUUUAAAUCAUAGGAAGGUUGGUAGUAACGACAGUAUAUAUGUAUGAUUUUUAGAUGAAAGAAUAUAGUUUAUGUAAGAUUUCUAUCUUUAAUCCAUAUUUUAAAUAGUAAGUUGUAGUGUUUUUAUAGAUUUAGUUUGUAACACUGUGUUUUGAAUAAAAGCUUCCAACAUUCCUGUUCUCGAAGUUGCUGUACCAAUGUAGGGGCUUUAACAGUAAAUUAGAUGUAACUUCGUAAUUCUAUUUUUUUCAUGUCAGAAUCUUUUUUGCUGAAAAAUGUGAAGGCUAGUUAUUGUUGGUAUUUGUCUCUAGAUUUAGAUAUUCCAUUCACCAAGUAACUUGAGCCAUAUUUAUUUUAUUCUCCAUCAUAAGUGGUCUUUUGUAUUGAGAGAAUUGGACCUGAUGUUUGUGAAAUUUAUACGCAAUUUGUUUUAUCAUCAGAGCCCAUGUUUGCUAAAAUUAUCUGUACUAGUACUAGGAUAUCAAUGUAGGUUAUUGAAUAUAUUAAUAUGUGUAGUGCUCUGUGAAAAAGGGGGGUUUGAUGCAUGUGCGUACAAUGUUGUUACAGAUUACCCUGUGCAGUCUGCACAGGCUAGUCAGGGACGACACUCUCCGCUUAAAUUAGAUUUUUGCAAGGAAGAGACUCAUUAAAUGAAAAAUAUCAUAAAAGCGGAAAGCUUCUUCCCAGAUACGACACUCUACGCAAAUGCAUUAAACCCAUUGUUCAAGGCCCAUAUGUAUUUAUACCUUGGAUCACAGCUUUUCAUGAUGAAAUAUGAUAUGUGAACAACUUUAACCGAUUUGAUUCAUUUUAAGUCCUAUAUACUGGCCAUUGACAUUUGUCCACUCCUACUUUAUAGGGGCUUGUCAACUGUGUAUACAGUAUCAAAUUUUGAAUUGUAUUUUAUUGUUUAAAGUAUGUAUAAAGAGAUAGCAUAAUAGCAUAAUUCAUGAACAUGUACUUCAUUUUUAUAAAAAACAGUUUAUAGCGUUUUUAGCUCACCUGAGCUCAGGUGAGCUUUUCUAACCGGUCUUUGUCCGUCGUAUGUCCGUCCGUCCGUAAACAUUUCCUUGUAAACAUUCUAGAGGCCACAUUUCUUGUCCCAUCUUCAUGAAACUUAGUCAAAAGCUUUGCCCCAAUAAAAUCUCGACCGAGAUCGAAACUGGGUCAUGCCGGGUCAAAAACUAGGUCACUAGGUAAAAAAAAGAAAAACCUUGUAAACACUGUAGAAGUCACAUUUGAUGCCCAAUCUUCAUGUAACUUUGUCAAAAUGUUUGCCUUAAUGAUAUGUUGGUCGAGUUCAAAAGUGGUUCCAGUCCGUUGAAAAACAUGGCCGCCAGUGGGCGGGGCAGUUUUCCUUAUUUGGCUAUAGAGAAACCUUGUAAACACUCUGGAAGUCACAAUUUUUGCCCAAUCAUCAUGAAAGUUGGUCAAAACAUUGGUUUUAUUGAUAUCUCGGACGGGUUCGAAAAUGGUCCAGAUCGGUGAAAAAACAUGGCCGACAGUCGGCGGGGCAUUUUUCUAUAUAUGUAUAUAGUGAAAACAUGUGAACACUCUAGAAGUCACAUUUUUGGCCCAAUAUUCAUGAAAUUUGGUCAGAACAUUUGUUUCCUUGAUAUGAGAGUUGAGAUCGAAAAUGGUUCUGGUCAGUUAAAAAACACGUCUGCCGGCCGGGGGGGGCAGUUUUCCUUAUUUGGCUAUAGAGAAACCUUGUUAACACUCUAGAAGUCACAAUUGUUGCCCAAUCAUCAUGAAAAUUGGUCAAAACAUUGGUUUUAUUGAUAUCUCGGACGAGUUCGAAAGUUGUCCAGAUCGGUGAAAAAACAUGGCCGCCAGUGGGCGGGGCAUGUUUCUCUAUAUGUAUAAAGUGAAAACAUCUGAACAAUCUAGAAGUCACAUUUUUGGCCCAAUUUUCAUGAAAUUUGGUCAGAACAUUUGUUUCCUUGAUAUGAGUUGAGUUUGAAAAUGGUUCCGGUCAGUUGAAUAACAUGGCUGCCAGGGGGGAGGACAGUUUUCCUUAUUUGGCUAUAGAGAAACCUUGUAAACACUCUAGAAGUCACAAUUUUUGCCCAAUCAUCAUGAAAGUUGGUCAAACCAUUGGUUUUAAUGAUAUCUCAGACGAGUUCGAAAAUGGUCCAGAUAGAUGAAAAAACAUGGCCGCCAGUGGGCGGGGCAUUUUUCUCUAUAUGUAUAGCGUGAAAACAUGUGAACACUCUAGAAGUCACAUUUUUGGCCCAAUUUUCAUGAAAUUUGGUCAGAACAUUUGUUUCUUUGAUAUGAGAGUUGAGUUCGAAAAUGGUUCCGGUCAGUUGAAUAACAUGGCUGCCGGGCGGGGGGGGGGGGGGGGGGGGCAGUUUUCUUAUAUUUAUAUAGUAAAAAAAGCUUGUGAACACUCUAGAAAUCACAUUUUUUGCCCAAUCAUCAUGAAACUUCGUACAAAGAUUGGUUUUAUAUAUAUCACAUAAUUAAUGCCCUUAGAUUGUCCAAAUUUUCAUUAUAUUAUACAAAAUCCUUGUAAACACUCUAGAGGUCACAAUUUUGUUUCAGAUUUUAUGAAUCUUUGUCAUAAUAUUUAUUUUUGUAAGCAAAGUUUGAUGUUUGGUAAGGAGGGUCAACUCAAAAUAUAAGUCACCUGGUCAAAUCUUACAAAAACACUCCAUAUGCUAGAGUUUUGGUUCAAUAAUGAUGAAACUUGCCCAGGAUGUUUGUCUGGACAAUAUCUAGUUUGACGUUUGGUAUUGAUUAAAUGAACCGACUCCUCUCAGGUGAGCGAACUAGGGCCAUGUUGGCCCUAUUGUUUAGCAUUAUCAUAAUUAUGAUGUCACUGUACACUUUUCAUGUUUAUUAUAGAGAAAUAAUAUCAGUAUUAGCACUAGAAAGAAUUGUAUAAGAAGCUUCAGAAGUUUGAAUCAUGAACAAACCAUUUAAAUAAAAAGAUAUAUAAAUAUAGCAUAUUGUAUAUCAAAUCAUAUGAAAAAGACACGCAUGUAAUUAUUUUGUAUUAUUUAUAAUUUCAAGUUACGGUUCAAGGUCUAUUUUCCCAAAAAUAAAAUUAUUGGUGUUUGAAUUACAAGUCCUUAAAGUAUUCCUGUUAAACCAUUUCCAUAAAUGUGAACCCUGUGUAUUUGUUCCCAUGGUGAUAUUCCACGAUAUUGUUGAUUUAAUUGUUUCUUCUAGAAUUGUGAUGAGCAUGUUGAACAAAUAAAUAUAGUGUUGAAUAAAAUUCAAUGUAA
Messenger RNA from Dreissena polymorpha, 10626 nucleotides. Its product is annotated as ras GTPase-activating protein 3-like. The record is from RefSeq and is a predicted model, not a curated record. The transcript has 20 exons. Bases 10 to 2526 code for a protein of 838 amino acids. NCBI's taxonomy places the organism in Eukaryota, Metazoa, Mollusca, Bivalvia, Myida, Dreissenidae. Gene Ontology annotation, biological process: regulation of GTPase activity; intracellular signal transduction.